Molecule: messenger RNA, 355 nt
Organism: Schizophyllum commune H4-8
Lineage: Eukaryota; Fungi; Basidiomycota; Agaricomycetes; Agaricales; Schizophyllaceae
Exons: 1
Coding region: 13-237 (74 amino acids)
Source: RefSeq, a predicted model, not a curated record
GGGCCGCGAUUCAUGGAGAAGAAGGAUGCAGAGGGAAAGCUCGUUGCGCCGCGUAUAUCUGAUGCGGAUGCGAGGCCCGCUCUCAGGACACGCUCUGCCACAAAAAAAAACGGCCACGCCAGUCAACCGAGAGCACCAACGCAACCCCGGUCCCUGGCAUCAUCGCUAUACCACCGGAUUCUCCGUCGAAGUCAAGGGUUGGUAGACCCAGGUCGGCAAAGCGCUCAAGAAAGGUAGACUAGACCGUGGCAGCGGUUGUUCCUGAGGUCUGAGGCGCACAGCCUUCGCGGACGCGAGGAAAGUCUGCGAAGAAUUAGAUGGAUUUAAGGUCACCGAAGACAAUCAUGACGAUACA